Molecule: messenger RNA, 1529 nt
Organism: Salvia splendens (bonfire salvia)
Lineage: Eukaryota; Viridiplantae; Streptophyta; Magnoliopsida; Lamiales; Lamiaceae
Product: zinc-finger homeodomain protein 4
Exons: 2
Coding region: 495-1268 (257 amino acids)
Biological process (GO): regulation of DNA-templated transcription; regulation of developmental process
Cellular component (GO): nucleus
Molecular function (GO): DNA-binding transcription factor activity; transcription cis-regulatory region binding
Source: RefSeq, a predicted model, not a curated record
GAGUUAUACUUGUUGGACCUCAUAUAGUAGUAUGCAACUUUGAACUUUACAUAUUUAUUUUCCCAUUCACUAAACAUUUCAGCGCUAUUCUUUCAUGUAAAACUACUAUAUUCCAGCCUUUUCCCAAGAAACAUGUUUAGAGCACAUGUGUAGAAAGAGAAAGGCAGGUUAUUUAAUUUUGCUUAUUCUUCACCAUCAUAGCCCUAUCCAUCAUCCCUACUAACAUAAUACUACUACAUCUUGUUUUUGGUUUGUCCUCCAAAAACACCACACCCCCAUUAUCACCAAUUUGAAUCAAGAAUUUGUUUUUGAAAAAGAGAGAAAGAGAAAAACAGCACAUAGGAAAAAUUAGAAGUCAGCUCACAUCACUUUAGAAGGUACAAUCAUUGUUGUUAGGCCUCUAAUUUGUUUGUCCUUUUGGUCUCCAAACAAGUGACACACGCACAAAAAAGGAAACCACAAGGUGUAGAGUAAGUGAGAGAGUGUGUUCAAUCAUGGAAGUUCCAAGUGAAGAAGGGGAAGAGAUGCCUCUCCCACUCAACAGCACAUAUGGUGGCCAUGGCCAGAUGAUCCACCACCAUCACCACCUCCCACCCCACAACCACAUUAUCAUCCCUUCCUCCGCAGGUGGCGCCGCUCCCCCCCUCUCCGACGACCACCUCCCCUUCAAGAAGCCCAUCAGAUACCGCGAGUGUCUGAAGAACCACGCGGCGUCCAUGGGCGGCAACGCCACGGACGGAUGCGGCGAGUUCAUGCCGAGCGGUGACGACGGCUCGCUGGAGGCCCUCACCUGCUCCGCCUGCGGCUGCCACCGCAACUUCCACCGCAAGGAAUCCGACGGCGACUCCUGCGACUCGUGCUACCCGAGAAUCGGGCGGAAGCUCUUCUUGGCGGACCACCACAAGGGCUACAUCGGGUACCACCACCACCACGCCGCCGCAGCCAGGCCGCACCAGAUGAUCAUGUCGUACAACAUGGUGUCGGAGUCGGACGAGCAGGAGGGGAUGAUGAUGGGGAGGGCGCCGCAGAUGGUGAAGAAGAGGUUCCGGACGAAAUUCAGCCAGGAGCAGAAGGAGAAGAUGCUGAGUUUCGCGGAGAAAGUGGGGUGGAAGAUACAGAAGCAGGAAGAAGGAGUGGUGCAGCAGUUUUGCCAAGAGGUUGGUGUGAAGAGGAGGGUUUUGAAGGUGUGGAUGCACAACAACAAGCACACUCUUGCAAAGAAGGCUCUGCAAUCUGACAAUCAAGAUCAAAGUUUAGGGACUGAUUAAUUACUUACUUAAUUGAUUCUUAGAGAUACUGUUUUUAAUUCCUUGCAGAAAGUUAUUACCUUUUGUCUUUUAUUUUUUUCAGUUUUCUUGUUUUGGUAUUUGGGAUUAUAUUGGGAUCUGUUAGAUUUCGGCUUUUAUGCGUUUAGGACUAGAUUUUCACAAUAAUGGCGAUCUAAUGUGCUUCAAUUUUCUUAAUCUUUUAGUUUGUAAUAAUUUUAUAUUUUUUCGAGCAAUGUCAUAAUUAAAGUGCGUUAUGGGUGA